Acanthopagrus latus (yellowfin seabream) is the source of this 7033-nucleotide messenger RNA. RefSeq names its product sprouty related EVH1 domain containing 1 (gene spred1). Gene Ontology annotation, biological process: negative regulation of MAPK cascade; multicellular organism development. The record is from RefSeq and is a predicted model, not a curated record. Bases 897 to 2270 code for a protein of 457 amino acids. The transcript has 6 exons. Lineage: Eukaryota; Metazoa; Chordata; Actinopteri; Spariformes; Sparidae. Gene Ontology annotation, cellular component: membrane. Gene Ontology annotation, molecular function: protein kinase binding.
GGCUGCGAGAGGACGCAGUUUCGCGUGACAGACGUUAUUCUUGAACGAGGCACGGCGAACCGUGUGCGGGUCGAGCGCAUUUCACCGCAAGAGCGUUGUGUUUUUACUACGUCGCGGAAGGAUCUAAUUUUCUCAAGCGAGGGUCGACACAUCCGCCCAGUUUUCCGAUGUUUCAUUCCCCCCGAGUUGAAAAUGGAGUUCGAUUAAAGCAGAUGUCCAGCAAACUUCUCAAGGAGAUUUUCAAGUGUAUCACGCUUUUUUUUAACUUCACGCGUCGGCGUUCGUAGCUGAAAACAAGCCGAAGCCCUUUUUUUGUCGGCUUUGGAUGCCUUUACUGCAAAUUACUCGGACACGUUGACUGAGCAGCGCUCCACAGCGCUUUUUCAAGUGUUGUCCUGGACCCUGAAGUUGGCGAAUGGAUGCUCGACAGCCAGCCAUAAAUAACCUGCCAAACCUUCCAGUCUGCAGCGAUUCCUACACGUUUUGAGGAUCUAUUCACGUUUUUUUUUUUUUAAAUUUUUUUUUAUUUUGCGAAGCGGUGGAUCUCUGUUUUUUUUCCCCCCCGUUGAAGAGGAUGAUGCCGAUGGCCCAUUUGUUGUGGUCGGAUUUUACUUCCAGGGAGGAUAAAAUGAAUCAACGGUUGUCAUUCCUCCUCGCGAUUUAACGUUAGUUCCAGCCAGCGAGGCUAACGUUCGAGCUAGCUUCCAACUCCGGUUCUCGCAGGGACGCUUUAGCCCAGGCAUGCCCCCAUUGUACGCCGCUCACCCACCAUCCGAAACACGGGGUUGAUUUCUACAUGUGAAAGGGGGAAAAAUGGUGAUAUUUGUGGCAUUUUAUCCCGCCGUCACUGCGUCGUCGAUGCUAUUGCUAGGAUUUGGAUCCCCGUGAGGAAAAAAAUGAGUGAAGAUUCAACAAAUCCAAACAACGAUGACAGUUAUGCGCGUGUGAGAGCAGUGGUCAUGACUCGGGAUGACUCCAGCGGUGGGUGGCUUCCCCUGGGGGGCGGAGGUCUUAGCUGUGUCACCGUCUAUAAGGUCAGCAGGGCGGAGGACAGCAGCAGCACCCACAGUGGAGGCAGCGGAGGCAGCAGCAGCAACCUCAGCCCGUGUAGCCCCAGCCCUAGUCCCAGCCCCAGCCCUAGUCCCAGCCCCACCGCCGUGGAGUUCCACAUCAAGGGCGAGAGGCUCAAAGACAAAUUGGUGGUCCUGGAGUGUGUGCUGCAGAAAGACGUAGUAUACAACAAGGUCAACCCCAUCUUCCACCACUGGAGGAUCAACAACAAGAAGUUCGGACUGACUUUCCAGAGCCCCGCUGACGCCCGUGCCUUUGACCGGGGCAUACGUCGGGCCAUCGAGGACAUCAACCAAGGUUGUCGGUCAUUUGGGGAAGGGGAUACUCCUGAGGAUGGGCUACCGGUGUGUGAUGAGCCUCCUUCCAUCUGUACCCCAAUGAAGGAGCCCUUCUCUCCGCUGAACAACGUCGUCUCCACCGAGCCAUUCAGGGGCUGCUACGUCCGCGCCCAGCCUUUCGACGAGUUCCCCUCGAGCAACCGCCGCUACCUGCCUCCACAGGUCUCCUUUAAGUCAACUCGUCAUGUCAGCUUUCACAUGGACGAUGAGGAGAUUGUUCGCAUCAACCCGCGCAAAGACGUUCUCAUCCGUGGCUACGAGGACUACCGCCACCCUGUCAUGUGGAAGCAGGAGGCCGACCGUGAGGACCUGGACUUCCCCACCGCCUUUCACAAACUGGACAGUAAGAAGUGCGAGUACCUCUUCCCCGACGGCCCUGGUGGGGACUCCCACUCUGGCCCUGGUAUGGGCAUUGGGACGGGUAUGGGGCUCGGGCUGGGCAAAGACACGGCCAUCAAGACUCAGCCCUCGCCCCUGCUGAAGUCCAAGAAGGGCAGGCGGCGGCGAGAGGACGGCGAGCGUUCGCGCUGCAUCUACUGUCAGGAGAUGUUUAACCACGAAGACAACUGGCGGGGGCAGUGCCAAGACGCCCCCGACCCAAUCAAGCAGUGCAUCUACAAAGUCAGCUGCAUGCUGUGCGCAGAGAGCAUGCUGUACCACUGCAUGUCCGACUCCGAGGGCGACUUCUCAGACCCCUGCUCAUGUGACACAUCUGACGAGCAGUUCUGUCUGCGCUGGCUCGCCCUGGUGGCGCUCUCCUUCAUUGCGCCCUGCAUGUGCUGCUACCUGCCCCUGCGCGCUUGCCACCACUGUGGCGAGGCCUGCCGCUGCUGCGGGGGCAAGCACAAGGCCGCGGGGUGACCUGACGGACGGACUCUGGGACACCCUCAAAGCUAGCUAACACAGGAAGUGGAUAAAAGCGGAAUAAUUAAAAGCCGGCAUCCUUUUUUCAUUCCCUCUCAGACGGGGUGAUAUGUUGUUGAUCCCCAGCUCUGAGGGCUUUUGGAGAUUUCAGUUUGUGUUUGUCGCCGACAAGCAGCAGUGGAGGACAAACCAUAUGCUUUGUGGGGGCUCUGAGCAUCAAGCUAAGUUCAGGAGCUUAAUCCGAGGAGAACAGGAGGAGGCGUCAAGAUUAAUAGACUUGGAGAUGUUACUAAACACACCUGUACACACACACGCAUACACACACACAUACACACACACCUCUCUCUCACAUUCUCACUCAUGCAUUGACAAAGCCAGGCCACAAAUGUCAGAACUCUACUACAAGUAAUGUGUAACUUUAUGAAGGAAAAUUGUCUUUUGUACAGAGAGUGACACCUUGAUGACAAAAAGAAAAACAAAACUAUUCUGCGUUCUGAAAAAAAAAAUACUUGCUGUUUGAGUAUGCUAAAAGGGAUAUGUUCUUGCUUUUUUGUGAAUUUGCAGUUGGGUAACAGUGGCCUUUCCUUCAUGGCUUAAGCAUUUUGCUGACAAUGUAAUUACUAGACAGAGAAAAGUGCACUAGAAAUGGUAUUUCCCCCCAGAGUAAAGGUAACCCUUCUCAAAUUCUUGUGGUACAUUAACCACCAUUUAGUGUAAUUUUAACAUUUGAGAGAUGUUGCUGUGGUGGAUGUACGGCCAAUUCCUUUUUUUCCCCCUUUCCAUCGAAUUUAGAAGAGAAUCUAAAAGUCACAACUUGCUUUUGAAGGUAUAGCUUUUUGAAAUUCAGUUAGAAGAAUAUGAUUUCUUUCCCGAGGUGAUUUAGACCAUUUGAUUGCAUUCCAAAAUAAAGGGAUCGAUUCCAUGAUUACAAGGGAAAAGAAAAUGGUAACGACUUUACCAUGCCGAGUUCCCCUAAAUAGUUUUUCCACAUCAUGAAAAUAGAAUUAGAACCUUCUUGAACCAUCUGAAUUGAAACCAAUACGAUGACAAUUUCAUUCACUUCAGUGGAUUUCAGUUUUUAAUCCAGUUAUUUACUGCUGUAGUGAAAUUGUUUGGUGUUUUUGUUUCAUCAUUGUUAUUUUUCCUUAUAAGUUUUUUUGUUUUGUUUUGUUUUGUUUUUUAAACAAAGGCUGAAAUGUUGCUCAACCAGCAAGUUUUGUUUUGGUGAGUAAAGGGGUUACAGUGCUCCUUGGGUAAAAUGAUGAGGCACUUAAAAUGAUCUUUUUAUUGAGAAUCCCUCCGAUUUUAAACUUAAUUUAGACUUAAUUUAACAUCCAAUUUGGCGAUGGGGGGAAAGAAAACCCCCCUGAAAGCACUGCUCUCCAAGCUUUGGUUGCAGCACCCUCUCCAAAUUUCCAUGUUUGUCCCUCGAAUUAGUGGGUUUCUCUUUGUUUUCUAUUCCCCUCAUAUCCUGUGUAAGUCUAGUAUUUCGUUGUUCCUCAAAAGUUAAAGUCCACUCCUUCCGUAUGUGUUCAUUUAAGGCCCUGAAUGAAUGAAUGCAUUGUUCCAGGAAUGCUGAGUAUCUUAGCUAUUAAAAAAAAAACAUACAGAUGUUUUGUAUGUGUAUGUUUGUGUGUGUGAGUGUACAUAGGUCCUCAUAUGCACUGUUGAUCUGACGUGAUGUAACGUCACCGCUGACUAUGUGCUUGAGGCUCAGGACUCGUAACAGCGCAAGCCAGCAUCCCGUUUCCCAAAGCAAAGACAUGAUCAGGAGUACUUCGACAUUACAGAAACGUACUUAUUUGUGUUCUUUCUGAAGAUUAGAUAACAGGAUCGAUAACACUGUAACAUCUGCCUGCUCCAUACAAGGCCGGAGCUUAGUAGCUACUUAGCUUAGCUUAGCAUGAAAAUGGAUAAGGGAAGAAACGAAAGAAAAAUCUGCCCCCCAGCAGCUUUUAGACUUCACUAAUUAACAUGCUGUAUCCCAUUUGUAUAAUUAGUACAUAUUUAAAAUGCUGAUUUGUGGUUUUACUAGGUUUUUUUUAAGGUGCAGAAACUUCCUGGAGUCCUGUUGGCACCAUGAGGUUACCUUGCAGAACUGUGAAGUUUGUGUGCACUAGUCCAUCACAUAACCCCGCAAUAAAACCACAAGUUUGAUUUUUUUUUUACAUAUUUCAUGUUUGUACAGAUGAAUACAGAUGUUAAUUAGGGAGCUUGGCGGUGUUGCAGCCAGCCAACUCCAGCUAUCAGUCUGGUGUAAAAACUAAAAUAUUCUGCCAUGUUUGUAUUUAUUUAAAUCAAUUUUAAGCCCAGGAUGCAGCGACACAGUGAUGCUGCUUCUGCAAAAUGGUGAAAUUUGUUAGCAUUAAAGGUGCAAUACAUAAGAAUUGGCCACCUGUAGAAUUUGGGUUCAGCUAACUGUUGCUGGCGUUAGCUAGUUAGCUCAGUUAGAUGUUUGAGUGGCAUCAGUCUUCUCGUCUGAUUCAAAUAAACAAAUAGGCUAUUUGACGAAAUGUCGAACUUCUCCUUCGUGAUCCUUUGAGAAACAGGGACCAGGCAGUCCGUUCAAAGUCGAGCUGCAUUUGAACCCCACCCAGAAAAGCAACACUUAGAUUAGAGCAGACUCCCGGCAGUAAUACCAGUUCAGUUUGGUCGCUGGCUGCAAUAAAUCAAAAUUAUCCCUGACUCUGUGGCAUUGGCCUGAUUGAAAUUAGUGCUAAUUGUGAUUCCCCCUCAAUAUUUAACAGCCAAUUUGACACAACAGCUAACACACGCGUGCAUCUCUUUCUCAGCUCCUGUCACUCCUGCUCGAAGUAAAACAACGAGAAAACAUUUUAUUUUUCCUAACUCCGCCCCGACAGAUGCUCCCUUUUCUUUCUAUGCAAACUUUCUAACGUGGGAAACACAUUGACCUCUCUGCAGACUGAGUCAGUGACGGGACAGGACACUUUAACGCUAUGAUAGGUAGACGUCGACCAAGCCCUGGUACCAAACUCCAAACACCUGUAAAUAUUUAACACUAUAUUUAAGUUCUUGAUAAUAAUCCCAGCUUUUUUUUUCUUUUUUUUUUUUUGUCUUUGAAAUUUUAAAGAUAGAGCUGUAUUUAUCGUUGCUGUCAGCAUAUACUGUAGCUUCAAUUGACAGCAUUAUGUACAUAGGUCACCUUUUAGUAUUAUUUCACAUUGAAAAGUAGAGGGCGUUUUGUGAUGGAAAUGACUAUUGAGCUUCUAAUAGAGUUUCUCUCUAGUUUUGUACUGUAGAACGAAGGAUAGUGCUAACACGGUACAGUAGUGGCAGUCCACUUGUUUUCAAAAGUUUGAUAUAUAAAUAUAUAUAUACAUACGUACAUAUAAAGCUGCUAGAUACAAUCACUAAUUUUAUUGUGUUGACAGAGAAAAAUAAAUCAGCUAUGAACGACUGUUAAACCCUAAUUCUCCAACAGCAUAUAACCAUGACGGUGAGUUUUUAUGUGUGGUGAAAGUGAGCGGACACUCGUGCAUGUGUGUGGGUUGCGCAAGUGUUACUAUAUACGUGCGUUCUUGUGUGCCCACGAGUGUGUGUUUGUGUGUGUGUGUGUGUGUGUGCGCGCCGUAUGUGUGUAAGUUUCCAGUGUGCGUGCGUGCGGGGUUGGUGUGUAACCAAAUGUUUGGUUGGUUGUCAUAUUCUCCCAUUUGUAAUUGGAUUGCCCUGCAUUAUUGCAAGCUGAACCAAGGUUUGAUGAACCUGAUUAAAACUUGCUGGCUGAGAAGCAAAAAUGUAGGACGUGCAUUUAUACAAAGUGUAGAGAAUGCUGAAAAUAACACUUCUCAUUCUGCAUUAACCAGCACAGUGCAACUUCCUGUCAUGUACUGUAUUAUAUAUGCAACAUGUGUCUGUCUGCUUUAAUAUAUAUAUUUUUUUGACCUGCAUUAUAUAAAGACUUCAGUUUUAACCACUUUGCUGCUAGUCUUUUAUCCUCUUUCGAUCUUGGAAAAUUUGUGCAUAUCUUUGGGGAAUGCAUACAAGUGUACAUUCUUGACAUUGUGUAGAUUAAAAAAAAGAAAAAAGCUAUAUAAACUUGUUUCUCUUCAGUGUAUUGUUUUAAAAAGGUUACUUUUCACAGCAGUUGAGUGGUUAUGUUUCAAUUCUCCGAUGCUUUGGUGCACUGAUGAUACUCUAUGUAAGCUUUUUUUCAUCUUACAGCGCUUGAUGUAACAUUUAUGUGAUUAGUUCUAAAUAGUGGAAGACAUUUGUGUUUUGAAACUUGCAGUAUAAAUGGUACUACUCUUAACUAUUCUGUAAACACUGCCUGUUUUCUUUCUUUCUUUUUCUUUCCUUCUUUCUUUCUUCCUUUCACUCUCUCUCUUUGUGCAUAUUUCUUUCCUGUGCAUCCUUUUGGGUUUGUUUUUUUUUUUGUUUUUUUCUCUUGAAGUUUCUUAGUGCCAUCGGCUUUCACAUCCUGACAACCUCAAAAAAGUGCCUCACGUCCAUCCUAGUUUCCAUUUUUAUAAUUUAACAUCUCUCGUUCUGGUUCUAUUGGUUUCUACACGUCUAGGUAUUUCUUAUCAUGGUUCGAGAAUACCAAGUAUAUGAUGUAAAAUUUAUAGUCCCAAUAACUCAUGUCAUAGUUGUAUUUUCUUUAUACAGAUGUAGCUCGUUACUUUUCAUAAAUAUAUAAUGUAAAUAUGCAUACAUAUGUUUGUAACUGUUUUUAUGUUACAUCAUACACUUGUAAUUUGACAUAUCAAAUAACAUUAUCAUAAUAAAAUGGUGAGUUUUAA